AGAAUAAUCAACAGCGUCGGACCAGGCCAAUCAUGUCGUCUCCAGUCGAUUGCGUUCUCCAGUUGCUCCUCGGCAGUCUUUGUGCCGAUGUCGCCCUGAGGGCGCGACUUUGGUCGUCUUGUAGCCACCUUCACGCCUUCCCUCCGUGAAGCCUGCGGAAGAACCUAACUUCUUUCCCUCUACUUACAAGCUGCCUAGAUUGGUUCUCAGGAAGCCAAUUCAUCGGGCGCGUCUUGACCUCAAGAUGCAUUUCCAGCAGACCGAAUCUGCCGGCCCUGGCGCCGAAGCCCACAAGGACCAGCCCAAGACCUUCACCCAGAAGUCUUCAAGCCUGCCUUUUGGGCAAGACCUCUCCCUCGACUCGAUCAGUGGCCCCACCUACCUGACCGCCCAGGCUCUGGUCCAGCAGGUUGCCUACACGCUCUCCGACAAGAUAUUCGCAUACUCGGCGGAGGGUUUUGACUUGGAUGUGGCGAUCAAGUCAUGGCAAGAGAAUGGUGACAAGAACGCGUUCGGCUACCAGACGGGCGUGCAAUCACUUGAGACGAGGAAUGGCGCUGGCUCCAUUGCUCUCGGAUACAUGUUCUCCAAGGACUUCGACCUGAAGAAGCGCCAUAUUCCCCAGUCUAUUGUCGCCUCGUCCGCGACACUGCACUACCUCCGCCCUGCGCUCGACCAGCUAGCGCUCCUCUACUCGGUCGCGAACCCGCUUACUGCCCAUGUUGCCGCUGUCGACUACACCGCCAACUCCGCUGCUGGGCUCGUCAGCGACUAUGUCACUUCCUUGACCAUUGCGGAGGACUUAGGUCUCGGCCUUGUGUGCAGCCCCUCUGUCUUUGAGACUCAGCACAUGGCGCUUUUCGCCACCCUUCUGUCAAGCAUCAUUCCUACCAUCCAUACCUACGAUGGCAUCAGUGUUGGACGCGAGACCGCACGAUUGGUAGACACUCUAGACCAAAGCAGACUCAACAACAGCUACCAGGCUGUCCUCAAGGCUGUUUCAGAGGUGGACAAGAAGCACUCGGACAACGCCGGACGUGUCGUGCGUCUCCUGCAAGCUUUCAACGAUGAGCUUGGCGAGGACUACCGCCUAUUCGACUACUACGGUCACGAGGAACCGGAAAGCGUGCUGGUCGUUUUCGGUACCGUGGAGGCUUCCCUGACUGCACAGGUUGCAAACGCACUCGCCAAGGACGGCGAUAAGCUGGGUGUGAUCAACGUCCGCGUGUACCGCCCAUUCGUUGAGGAGGCCUUCCUUGAAGUGCUUCCCAAGAGUACCAGGAACGUCGCAGUGCUCGGUCAAGUCAAGGACGAGGCUGCCGUUUUCGAUCCCGCUGAGAGCUCUCGUCUCUACUCUGAUGUCUUUGCGACCAUUCAAUUUGCCUUCGACCGUAAUGUGGAAGUAACCGACAUCAAGUACUCGCGCGAGCAGGUCUGGACUCCCAGCAACAUUCUGGACGUGUUCCAGCAGACAUACGGCGAGAAAACCCAGUCGGAGGAGGUUCGCUCUUACGUCGAUAUUCUCAAUACCGCGGACGUCAAGCAAUACACUUUCUGGGAUUUGGACGAAUCUCCGGCCGCGGAUGCUCCCGUCGUGCUCGGGAAACUCUUCUCUUCCGAUUCCGCUAAGAACGUCUUUGUGCGCGCUGGUCACGACAACCUUGUCCGUGGCGGCACUGUCCGCACGGACAUCCGCAAUGCUGACUACACCAUCGAGGCCCCCUACUCCGUGGAGCAGGCAGACGUUACCUUCGUUGGUAAUGAAUCUCUUCUGAAGGAGUUCGACAUCCUGAACAGCGUCAAGGCCGACAGCUCCAUGAUCAUCAAGCUGCCUGGCGUCAAGGAUGAAGACAUCGAGAAGAAGCUUUCCCCCGCUCUGCGCAAGGCUAUUGUGGGUAAGGACGUCGAGCUCUUCAUUCUCGACCCGACUCUGUCCGAGAGCGUGUCUCAGGAUCCUUCUUUGGAAGUGUACCUUACCCAGCUGGCUUUCUUGAAGGUUGCGCGCGAAGAUAUCCUCACCUCUGGCCUCUCCAAAUUGGCCGCUAUCAACGGCAACCAGGAGACACUGGAGAAGCUGGUGAGCGAACUUGAAACCGCACUUCGCGAGAUCGAGUGCCCCGUUUCUUGGUCCACUCCUGAGGAAGAAGUGGAGCCGAUUCAGCUUCCUUCCGACAUCAACGUCAACAGCUUCUCUGCCUUUGACCGCAUCGAGACCGAUCCACCGACAUACCUCCGCGAUUGGAAGGUCGCGGCCAAGGGGUUCGCUUUCAAGGAAGCCUUUGGAGUCGAGACCGCGCUUCGUCCUGAUUUGGGUGUCAAGACCCACGUCGUCACUGUCAAGGAGCGCCGCCGUCUUACGCCCAUCACUUAUGAUCGUAAUAUCUUCCACAUUGAGUUCGAUCUGGGGACCUCUGGUCUUACGUACGCGAUCGGCGAGGCGCUCGGCAUCCACGCAGAAAACGACAAGGUUGAGGUUGAGAACUUCAUCAAGUGGUACGGCCUCAACCCAGAAGAGAUCGUCGAAGUCCCGUCUCGCGACGACCCAGAUGUCCUGGUCAACCGCACUGUGUACCAGUCUCUUCUUCAGAACGUUGACAUCUUCGGCCGCCCGCCCAAGCGCUUCUAUGAAGCACUUGCAGAGUUCGCUGAUGACGCCGACGAGAAGAGGAAGCUUCUCGCCGUCAUCAGCCCUGAAGGUGCCACUGAGUUCAAGCGUCGCGCCGAAGUGGACACGAUCACCUAUGCAGACAUCCUGCUCGAAUUCAAGUCAGCGCAUCCUUCAUUCCACGACAUUGUUCGCAUUGUCAGCCCGAUGAAGCGCCGCGAGUACUCCAUCGCCUCCUCCCAGCACGUCACUCCCAACUCGGUCUCCCUCCUCAUCGUUACCGUCAACUGGGUCGACCCUCAGGGCCGCGACCGCUUCGGUCAGGCCACGCGCUUCCUCAAUGGCCUCAAAUCCGGCACCCCCGUCACCGUCUCCGUCAAGCCCUCCGUCAUGAAGCUCCCCGCCAAGACCACCGCGCCCCUCAUCAUGGCGGGUCUCGGAACCGGUCUUGCGCCCUUCCGCGCCUUCGUCCAGGAGCGCGCCUACCAAAAACAGCAGGGCCACGAGAUCGGCGAGGUCCUCCUGUACAUGGGGUCCCGCCACCAGCGCGAGGAGUACCUCUACGGCGAGGAGUGGGAGGCGUACCAGGCCGCGGGCAUCAUCACGCUACUCGGCCGCGCGUUCUCGCGUGACCAGCCUGAGAAGAUUUACAUCCAGGACCGCAUGCGGCAGAGCCUCGGCGACAUCAGGCGCUCGUACCUCCAGAACGAGGGUAGCUUCUACCUCUGCGGUCCGACGUGGCCUGUGCCAGAUGUCACGGAGGUGCUGCAGGAGGCGGUAGAGGUGGAGCAUCGUGCGAAGAGCGUGAGGAAUGGGGAGGAGAAGCCGAAGAAGGUGGAUAGCAGAAGGGAGAUUGAGACGCUCAAGGACGAAGGGCGGUAUGUGCUUGAGGUUUACUAGGUGUUUGGUAACUAGCGUGGUGUUGGGGUAUAGACUAAUGAAUUUUUGAUCUUUCAUCUUACUCUCUGUAUCGUGCUCCGGUUCAUUAUUCAGUAAGAGUGCCUAUACU
Molecule: messenger RNA, 3614 nt
Organism: Paraphaeosphaeria sporulosa
Lineage: Eukaryota; Fungi; Ascomycota; Dothideomycetes; Pleosporales; Didymosphaeriaceae
Exons: 1
Coding region: 245-3505 (1086 amino acids)
Cellular component (GO): cytosol
Molecular function (GO): FMN binding; flavin adenine dinucleotide binding; sulfite reductase (NADPH) activity
Source: RefSeq, a predicted model, not a curated record